This is a messenger RNA of Haliaeetus leucocephalus (bald eagle), 4565 nucleotides long. It is a transcript of the gene LIG3, whose product is annotated as ligase III, DNA, ATP-dependent. NCBI's taxonomy places the organism in Eukaryota, Metazoa, Chordata, Aves, Accipitriformes, Accipitridae. The transcript has 20 exons. The record is from RefSeq and is a predicted model, not a curated record. Bases 105 to 3089 code for a protein of 994 amino acids. Gene Ontology annotation, biological process: DNA recombination; mitochondrial DNA repair; DNA biosynthetic process. Gene Ontology annotation, cellular component: DNA ligase III-XRCC1 complex. Gene Ontology annotation, molecular function: zinc ion binding; DNA binding; DNA ligase (ATP) activity.
CGGCUCCGGCCUACAGGGAGGGCUGGAGGGGGUCCCGUCCGCCGGCCGGGGGUGAGGGCGGGAUGGCGGCGCCGUGAGGAUCUCGCACGCACGGAGCAGGCUGGAUGCCCACAGGCAGCCGGACACUAUCACAGGCUGUCCGGGUACUCGGCAGGGGCACAGGACUUUUCUCUCCACACACACAGGUUUCUCUGCCAAGACCCUACCUUUGCUGUGUUGGCCUUCCCGAGGCCAGCCCCAGUUACUGGUCCCAGCUGCUGUUACGGCGUGUAUCUCUCCAGUCCACAGACAGAAACCAGGGUGGCAGUGCUGGGGCUUUCCAUUUCUCCCUGCUUUUGAACACUUGGCUUCGCCAGGCCUGCACAGCAGCAGAGGACAUGGCAGAGCAGAGGUACUGCGUAGAUUAUGCUAAGCGUGGCACGGCAGGCUGCAAGAAAUGCAAGGAGAAGAUUGUGAAAGGAAUGGUGCGCAUUGGAAAGAUUGUUCCCAAUCCUUUCACGGAGUCUGGUGGGGACAUGAAGGAGUGGUACCAUGUGAAGUGCAUGUUUGAGAAGCUAGAGAAGGCCCGGGCCACCACAAAGAAAAUUGAAGACAUCACAGACUUGGAAGGGUGGGAAGAACUACAAGAUGGGGAGAAAGAAUUAAUCAACAAGCACAUCUCAGAAGCUAAUUCCAAGGCUGCAAGUACACCGAAGAAAAAAGUGAUAGUCCAAGCCAAGCUCACUGCCACAGGACAACUAACUACAAAAGAUCCAUUAGCUCUCAUUGCUCCAUCACCAAAGAAGUUCUCUGGCUUCACAGCCAAGCCAAAGAAUUCAGAAGAUAUCUCUGCAAACUUUUCCCACAAGUCUAGCCUAUCUGCAAAAAAAUGUGAUCCGAAGCACAAAGACUGCUUGCUGCGAGAGUUCAGGAAGCUUUGUGCCAUGGUUGCUGAAAAGCCUAGCUAUAAUGUGAAAACACAGAUCAUCCAGGAUUUUCUGAAGAAGGGAUCUGGAGGAGAUGGUUUUCAUGGUGAUGUAUACCUGACCAUUAAGCUGCUGUUGCCAGGCGUCAUUAAAAUUGUUUACAACUUGAAUGAUAAGCAGAUUGUAAAGCUGUUUAGUAGGAUUUUUAACUGCAGCCAAGAAGAAAUGGUCCGGGACCUGGAACAGGGAGAUGUUUCCGAGACCAUACGCCUCUUCUUUGAACAGAGCAAGUCUUGUCCUCCAGCAGCCAAAAGUCUCCUGACCAUCCAAGAGGUAGAUGAUUUCCUCAUCCAGCUAUCAAAGCUUACUAAGGAAGAUGACCAGCAAAGUGUGCUGCAACAUAUCACUCGCAGAUGUACGGGCAAUGACCUGAAAUGCAUCAUCAGGCUAAUCAAGCAUGACUUGAAAAUGAAUGCUGGAGCAAAGCAUGUGUUGGAUGCUUUGGAUCCCAAUGCUUAUGAGGCGUUCAAAGCAUCACGCAACCUCCAGGAUGUGGUAGAGCGAGUCCUGAAGAACCAGCAGGAGGCUGAGAAGAUGCCAGGUCUGAAGCGAACCCUCAGUGUGCAGGCCUCUCUGAUGACCCCGGUUCAGCCCAUGCUGGCUGAAGCCUGCAAGUCAAUUGAGUAUGCCAUGAAGAAGUGCCCAAAUGGCAUGUAUGCAGAGAUCAAAUAUGAUGGCGAGCGGGUGCAGGUCCAUAAAAAUGGAGAUCAUUUCAGCUACUUCAGCAGAAGCCUCAAACCUGUCCUCCCACAUAAAGUAGCCCAUUUUAAGGACUUCAUCCCAAAGGCUUUCCCUGGUGGGCAAAGUAUGAUCCUGGAUUCAGAAGUUCUUCUGAUUGACAACAAAACUGGCAGGCCACUUCCUUUUGGGACUCUUGGUGUGCACAAGAAAGCUGCUUUCCAAGAUGCCAACGUUUGCUUGUUUGUGUUUGACUGCAUCUAUUUCAAUGACAUCAGCCUGAUGGACAGGCCUCUGUGUGAACGUCGUAAGUUUCUCCAUGAUAACAUGGUUGAAAUCCCCAACCGGAUCCUCUUCUCAGAGAUGAAGCAUGUCACAAAAGCUUCAGAUCUGGCAGAUAUGAUCACCCGAGUCAUCCGUGAGGGACUGGAAGGACUGGUGUUGAAAGAUACAAAGGGUAAUUAUGAACCGGGAAAACGACACUGGCUGAAAGUGAAAAAGGACUACUUAAAUGAGGGUGCAAUGGCUGACACAGCAGACCUAGUGGUGCUGGGAGCUUUCUAUGGACAAGGCAGUAAAGGUGGGAUGAUGUCCAUCUUCCUCAUGGGCUGCUAUGAUCCCAAGAGUGAGAAGUGGUGCACUGUGACCAAGUGUUCUGGUGGCCAUGAUGAUGCCACCCUGGCACGUCUGCAAACAGAGCUGGAUAUGGUGAAGAUCAGCAAGGAUCCUAGUAAAAUUCCAAGGUGGCUAAAAAUUAACAAAAUCUACUACCCAGACUUCAUUGUCCCAGAUCCAAAGAAAGCCCCAGUGUGGGAGAUCACAGGGGCUGAAUUCUCUAAAGCCGAAGCCCACACUGCAGAUGGGAUCUCCAUUCGCUUCCCUCGCUGCACCCGCAUUCGAGAUGACAAAGACUGGAAGACAGCCACCAACCUCCAGCAGCUUAAGGAGCUGUACCAACUCUCCAAAGAGAAGGCUGAUUUCAGUGUAGCUGCUGGGGAGGAAGAUGAGUCCACAGCUGGCAGCAGUGGAGAGAAUGAGGGAAAUUCCAGGUCUUCCACACCACACAGCACUAUUAAAACUCCCCCAAGCAAGUCACCUGCAAAAGCCCAGAAGCCAGAAGAAAGCAAAGCAGUCAUUGGAUCCCCUGAAAAAUCAGAGGAGAAACGAGGAGAGAAGCGAAAAGCAUCUGAGAUGGAUGACAAUGGAAAAAAGACAUUGCUGGACAUAUUCACUGGUGUGAAGCUGUACCUGUCGCCCUCUGUGAAGGACUUCGACAAAAUCCGACGGUACUUUAUAGCAUAUGAUGGGGAUCUUGUGCCAGAGUUUGACACAGCCUCAGCAACGCAUGUUAUAGGGGACAUUGAUGAGAAUCCUGGUGCUAAGCGUGUGUCUCCCAACUGGAUCUGGGAAUGCAUCCGGAAACGGAGACUGGUAGCCCCAUGCUAGCAAUGUCUUGACACAAGAAUUCCCUGAAGGGAACAACUGAGAACUAGGUAGGUGGAAGAAAUGGUGAGAUUCCUCUGUGGAGAUGUGGAUAGAAAUAAAAUGCUCAAGUCCAUCAGAGGUAGUUAUAAAGAUCCAUAGCAACCAUAUGGAAUUAAUUAAAACAACUCUUUGAAGAAAUGUCACUGCUGAAUCCAUUUUUCUGCCCAUAAUGUAGACCACUGCACUUAUCUAGGUGCUGGUUUAGUCUCCUUGGGUUUUUAAAGUUUGGGUAUUUUUAUAGAUAAAGAAAUAAAACUGAAGCAGUUUCUCUUUUGCUGUCAGGACUUAUUUUCCAAAGGUUAUUCUCUGCCUGGACAGGAAAACAGACCACCAAAUAUGUGAAACUAUUGCCAGGAUCAUUUUGCUGCAUGGCUGCAAUUUAUGUGAAGGACAUGUGUCCUUCUGGCUUUUUUCUUUCCUGUCUUUCAACAUUCAGCACAGAUCUGUAUCCCUUAGUAUUACACCUCUGCUGUAGGUUUCAUAUUAAAACUAGGACACUGAAUAAGCUUCAGUACAGCAACUGCUGCAGCAUUAUCCAAGUGUUCUGUUGGAGUGUUUGUUUCUGGAAUAUGUUGCUCAUGCGUUCCGCUAUUCAUGUUUCAACAAGUAAAAGCUGAGAAAGGAACUCUGCCAUCUGGAUCUUUUAGGAUAGCUGAGAGACCUUAUCUGAAGCUGUUCAAAAUGACUCCAAGCACUUGAAUAUUAAUGAAAUAAGGAAGAUGAUAGGUUCUAGAAAUUAGGGGUUCGUUUUAACUUAACUGUUUUGCAAAUUAUGAUAUGCAUUUGCUGAAUAACUGCAUGAGUAGACUGAGUGCAUGUGUACAUUAUGAAAGGAAAAGUGAGUUGACCAGUUUACUGGUUCCCUUAGUCUGUCUCAAGGGUACAGAGCACGCUCUCCCCUUUGUUGUGAAGAUUAUGUUAAGAUUGUACUGCUAAAAAGUUAGUAUUGUCAGUUAACUUUUUUCCUUCAACCCCUUUUGUACUUGUACCCCACACACCAAUGCUAUUUAAGCACUUGGCAUCCCAAGCCCUUCUGGUUGAAAUUUAGAAGUAGCUGUAGGAUCUCUGCUUUCUCCUAGCCUGGUGGUAACAGAGUCAGAAAACAAGGUUAACUAAAUCACAUUUCAACUUUAUUAUAAAAUUAUAAACCAAACUUCUGUACCAAAACUAGUAAGUUUAACUGUCAUAGUACCAAGAGGAUUUAAUAGAGAAUAACAUGCCAUUUCAAGUAGAAUAUUAACUUUUAAAAUAUUUAAACUAUGUACAGUGUAUGUAAAGCACAUAAAUAUUUCCAUUUACUUUAUUAGUUCAGCUCAUUAUAUUCCUUUGGAUCAUUAAUCAAUUUCCUCCAGAUUUUGAUUUUCCUUUAAUAACAACUCAACCAUAUCCAUAAGUAGCAAAUCCAUUUUUGCAAGGGAAACACUGUAGCCAGGAGAA